Messenger RNA from Penicillium atrosanguineum, 945 nucleotides. RefSeq lists its product as uncharacterized. The coding region runs from base 1 to 945 and encodes 314 amino acids. The record is from RefSeq and is a predicted model, not a curated record. The transcript is spliced from 5 exons. Gene Ontology annotation, molecular function: phosphoglycolate phosphatase activity; alkaline phosphatase activity. Lineage: Eukaryota; Fungi; Ascomycota; Eurotiomycetes; Eurotiales; Aspergillaceae.
AUGGCCCAACCGAACCCCGCGUCGACCCCGGCGCCCCUCUAUCUGACUGGCAACAAAGAUGGUCUCCGCGAAUUCUUGAGCAAGUUCGACGUCUUCUUGUUCGACUGCGACGGUGUCUUGUGGUCGGGCGACCACAUCUUCCCCGGGACAGUCGAAACGCUGGAGUUAUUACGCAAGAACGGCAAACAAGUGGUAUUCGUGACGAACAACAGCACAAAGUCUCGCGCAGACUACUGCAAGAAGUUGCAAGGUCUCGGAAUCCCAAGCACAGUGGAAGAGGUCUUUUCGUCUUCGUACAGCGCUUCAAUAUACAUUUCGCGCAUUCUUGACCUCCCAAAGGAUAAGAAAAAGGUAUUUGUGAUCGGCGAGACUGGUAUUGAGCAGGAGCUGCGCGCCGAGAAUGUCCCCUUCAUCGGUGGUACGGACCCGGCAUACCGCCGUGACAUCCAGCCCCAGGACUACAAGCUCAUCGCGGAGGGUGAUUCUUCCAUUCUGGACCCAGAGGUUGGCGUUGUCCUCGUCGGUCUGGACUUCCACCUGAACUACCUGAAGCUUGCACUAGCCUUCCACUACGUCAAGCGUGGCGCAGUCUUCCUCGCUACAAACAUCGACUCCACGCUGCCGAACUCGGGCACGUUGUUCCCUGGCGCUGGAUCUAUGAGCGCACCACUGAUCAUGAUGCUUGGUUCGGAGCCUACUUCACUCGGAAAGCCAAGCCAAGCCAUGAUGGAUGCCAUCGAGGGCAAGUUCAAGUUCGAUCGUAGCCGUGCAUGCAUGGUCGGAGACCGUGUCAACACUGAUAUCCGCUUUGGAUUGGAGGGCAAGCUGGGCGGUACCCUUGGUGUUUUGACCGGUGUAAGCUCUAAGGAUGAAUUCGUCUCUGGUGCCGUGCGUCCUCAUGCUUACUUGGAUAAGCUGUCGGAUCUGUUGGGGUCGGGUCUGUGA